Molecule: messenger RNA, 3004 nt
Organism: Salvelinus sp. IW2-2015
Lineage: Eukaryota; Metazoa; Chordata; Actinopteri; Salmoniformes; Salmonidae
Product: perforin-1
Biological process (GO): immunological synapse formation; T cell mediated cytotoxicity; defense response to virus
Cellular component (GO): membrane
Molecular function (GO): wide pore channel activity
Source: RefSeq, a predicted model, not a curated record
AGUAGAGAAAAACAGACAGACAGAGAGGAGGGAGAGACAGACUUCAUCACUGACUCCAGAUCUGAGGACAAACUCGGCUGAAAAACCACUCACACAAAUUCAAACAGUUCAGUAAUGCCCUUAUCAGCCCCUCCCCUCUUCUCCCUUCCUCUUCUCCUUCUCCUUUCUCAACUGGACUCCGCCCUCACCUGUCGUACUGCCAGCCAAUCCCWRUGUGACUCCGCMCCMUUUGUCCCCGGUCACAACCUGGCAGGGGAGGGGUUUGACGUGGUGACCCUGAAACGUAAAGGGGCCUACCUGAUAGACCUGAAGACCUACCUGUCCCCCAGUAAAACCUGUACACUGUGUAGUAACCCCCUACAGGGGAACGAGCUGCAGAAAAUACCCCUGUCUGUUGUAGACUGGAGGCCCUACAGCCACUGUACUGAGGAUAUCUCCAGCCACUCUCAUGCCUCUGUCAGUAACCUGGCACAGUCCACUACCAACGAGAUCUCUACAAAAUGGAAGGGGGGUUUUGGUUAUGAGGCGAAGGUGUCUGUAAGCGUACCUGUGGGACCGGUGAUCGUGAGUGUGGCGAAGGAUGUGGGCGCUAGCAUAGAGAUGGGAGGGUCCCAGUCUGAUGUAGCCAUCUUUGCCACAACCAAGACCAAAGAGGACCGCCACUCUUUCUUCUCACAGAAUCUCCGCUGCCGUCACUAYAGUUAUCGCACGCCAAACACUCCAACUCUCAGCGAUGAGUUCCGUAAGGACAUUGCUCGUCUGGGCUCAUACUCUAAGACCUCUAAGGCCCAGUACCGCCGGCUCAUAGACACCUAUGGGACUCACUACAUCCGCCAGGUUGACCUGGGAGGCAGGCUGACGAUGACCACAGCAAUACGCACCUGUCAGGCUUCACACAGUGGCCUCUCUACAAACCAGGUGGAAUCCUGCUUGUCCAGGGGCUUUCAGGUAAACAUUGGGAUGUCAGUUUCCUCUAGCGACGAAAGGUGCUCCAAAGUUCUGGACAACCGUGACUCGCAGACCUCCUUCAGCUCUAGCUUCCUCAGCCACCACACCAAGGUGGUGGGAGGCUCUGGUUGGCCGGGCGAGCUGUCACUCAACCGUAACGACUCAGUGGGAUUCCAUAGUUGGAUGAGAACCUUGAAGAACUUCCCGGACGUAAUCUACUAUUCUCUAACGCCUCUGCACCUGCUCAUACCCAACACGGCUGUCCAGCAGGGAGUGAAGGAGGCUGUCCAGGAUUACCUGAAGGAGAACGCCCUCCCGAAGAGCACCGGGGAACUGUCCUGUGGGGAUCGUUACUCUAAUCUGGACUCAAACUGCUGCCUCAGGAAGGUCUCGCAGGGAAGACUGGUGGUGACGGUGGUCAGAGCCUGGGAACUUUAUGGAGACAUCCAAUGGAUAGCGGGAGACACUGAAGGGUACGCUGUGGUCACCUACGGUUCCAAGUCCCAUAAGACCAAUGUGAUUCCGUCCAACAAUCCUGUCUGGAAUGCUACCUUUGACAUGGGUCCCUUUGACAAAGACCUGAGUCUAAAUGUGGCUGUCUGGGAUGACGAUCCUGUGGAUAAGGAUGACAACCUGUUGGGCUGUACCUUCGACCUCGAGCAGGGAACACACGAACGCUGGUGUAACAAAAGCGGGGGAGGCUUUUAUUUACUGUACACCCUCACCUGUGACCCUUACCUGAUCGGGGACAAGUGUGAAAAAUACAAACCUUUCAAAGUCACAGCACACAAACCUUCCACCCCCACAGUACACUCUACUCCACUCUACAGUAAGAGUGUGCAUCUCUUUUCUACCUUUUCUGUCCAGAGUUCAGUACUCCUAUACCUAUGGUUCUUUUACAUCUCUGUAUAAUGUACCCCUCACAACACACUGGAGUAAAUUCAUUCCAGGCGGUGGGUCUGUUGCCUGUACAGCUCACCAGGAACCACGUUGAAAACCAGGGGAAUCAUUAGAAUAUGUUUUCCCCUGGGUGGUACUCGGUGCAUCUUUCUCCCCCUCAAUCUUCCAACCAUGUCUUUAUAUGUCAUGUAUAAUCAGGGAGGAUAUAGGGUUCAGCUGACUAUAUAAUGAUUAUUCACACCAAAGCUUGUCUGUGACCUAAACAAAUUACAUUGUACCUUAUAUUUGCAUGGCGGCUGUCAAACGAUUAAAAUACUAUAUGUGUAAAUAUGAAAAUUGAUAGAGCUACUCUAUAGCCACUGCUUUUAACAGUUUCUUUAUUCAGUCUGGACUAGAUGUGGGGCAAAAGUUGACAGUGAGCGAGUUAUUUAACACCCAAUGCGAAGACUCACUCUAAAUGUUUGAUAUGAUUCUACUGGAGGUGAAAGUUUGAAAACCUCUAAAGUCAAAGAUGUCUAUGGUUUUGAUAAUGUGUUCUUUAAAACACUUAAUGAUAUUUAAACAUCACCAAUAACACAUCAAAUUAAUCUAUCCAUAAACCAAGGUAUCAUCCCAAGGGAAUGGAAGUCAGCUGCUGUUACCACCAUGUUCAAGUCUGGAGAUUGUUUUAAGGUCAAUAAUUAUAGACCUAGAAGUAUUUCGCCAAUUGUUUCAAAGGCUGCAGAGAGAGGGUAGUUGCUGAGCAAUUGACUGGUCCCUUGAAUACUAGUGAUUUCUCAUUGUAACCCAUGCAAUUCGGCUUCAGAGAUGGUCUUUUUUGGAGAAGGUUUAAAUACAAAUUUGACAAAGGUGAAGUGGUAGGAGCUGUGUUUUAUAUAUUUUCUAAAAGCAUUUGACACUGUAAAUCACAGAAUACUACUCUCUAAACUAGCAAAGUAAAAUUUCUUACCCAAUGCUUUAAAAUUAAUGUAUUAGUUUAUCUUACAGAAUACAGUGUUUGAAUCAAGCAGAAAGUCUAAUUGUCUGGCAACUGCACAAUGGGGUCCCACAAGGAUCUGUUUUAGGGCCUUUACACUUUAGCUUAUACAGUGGGGAGAAGAAGUAUUUGAUACACUGCCGAUUUUUCAGGUUUUCCUAUUUACAAAGCAUGUAGGGG